This is a messenger RNA of Molossus molossus (Pallas's mastiff bat), 1563 nucleotides long. RefSeq names its product high mobility group nucleosomal binding domain 4 (gene HMGN4). Gene Ontology annotation, biological process: chromatin organization. The transcript has 2 exons. The record is from RefSeq and is a predicted model, not a curated record. The coding region runs from base 416 to 688 and encodes 90 amino acids. Lineage: Eukaryota; Metazoa; Chordata; Mammalia; Chiroptera; Molossidae. Gene Ontology annotation, cellular component: nucleus; chromatin. Gene Ontology annotation, molecular function: nucleosomal DNA binding.
AACUACGAGCCGCGCUUGCUCCUUCCCAGCGCGUUUCCGUAGUGUAGUGGUUAUCACGUUCGCCUCACACGCGAAAGGUCCCCGGUUCGAAACCGGGCGGAAACACGUAUUUUUCUCGUAGAAAGAAUUACUCAAACACCGAUUUUACUGAAUUUUUAAAAAUGUUCGAAACUUCAUAAAUACAUGCCUCCUUUUCCUGCCUUACUCGCCCGGGGCCGUGGUGCUGACGUGGGAGCGGAGCUGGGAGCCCGCCGCGGCCCGAGCCCCGGAAGCGCAUCCCCGACUCGCGGCCUUCCUGCUCACGGAUCUCCGGCCUCCCGUCCCGCGAGGGGACGGCCUGGACACUCGGAGCAGAGUGAAGAAGACAUAAGAACCCCCUGGACUGAAAAACCAUUUGCCAGGCACUGCUGCCACCAUGCCCAAGAGAAAAGCAAAAGGAGACGCUAAAGGUGACAACGUGAAGGUGAAGAAUGAGCCACAGAGAAGGUCGGCGCGGCUGUCUGCUAAGCCUGCUCCUUCAAAACCAGAACCCAGGCCUAAAAAGGCCCCUUCAAAGAAGGGGAAGAAGCUGCGCAAAGGAAGAAAGGGGAAAGCAGACCUUGGCAAGGAUGGGAGCAGCACUGCAAAAACCCGAGAGGCCACCACAGCCCAGUCACAGAAAGCAGAAGGCACCAGGGAUGCCAAGUGAAGUGGACUUUUUUCAUAGCUCCGUACUUGUAAUGCCUCUACUGUUUGAAAUAAUAUUCUUAAAUCAAAUUUUAUAAAAAUUAUAAAGUUAUGUUGUUAGCACAGAAGACACUUUGUUGUCUUUUUUGGAAUGGGCAAAUAUCACUAAUAGAGUAAAAAUAGGAUUUUCUGUCCUUGUUUUUGAAGAUUAUUCUUGGUUCCAUUCACACAUCAGCCACGUUGGCUCAAAAGACUUACAGCAUGGGGAAGUCAAACAUCAUGUCUUCUUUCCUGAUGCCAUCAGCAUAUAGCUGACUUCCUGGAACCUAGACUUAUGUUGUGGCCUUGGCACCCCUAAAUCUGCUGGGUUGGGCAGCAGUGCUCAGGCUUUCUGGUGAUGACAUCGAGAUUAUGUUGCUCAGAGGAGCCAAGAUUUCUGUUUGUAGUUUGUGGAUCAUCUUAUUGAGAAUCCUGCAGCUUUUAGGUUUUUUUCCUGUCAGAAUUGACCUGUGCAAAGCUCUUACAUGCCUCAUAUAAAAUGUCUAUCCCUUCUGAAAACUUCUCCUGUUCAACGCAGCAACAGAAGAUUUGAUUGACUUUUUGAAGAAAGGAUUUUGGAAGUUGUAAAAUUUUGUAGAUUGUUAUCCAUAGUCUGCUGGAAGUAACUGAUUUUUUGUUUGUUUGUUUUUAAGUCUGAAAAAGUUGAAUACAAAUUGGUGGUGGGAGGGGGAUCAUUUUCUACCCAAACUCAUAAAGAUAUUUUUACUGCCUUGUAAAAGUUGUAUAGUUUUGCUUUUCACAUCUAUCUUUAGUCUUUCCUGAACUGAUUUUUGUGAAACAUAUAAAAAUAAAAGUUCAGCCGUGGCUGGUUUACCUCAGCGGUUAGAGCGUUGGCCU